AUGAAGUUCUCCUAUUUUAUUUUUCACCUCUUAAUAUUGCAACAUGUUUAUUCAAAUAGUAUCAUUAAUUGCCAAUUAGGAGAAAAUUGCUUGGAAGAAGAAGUGAAGAAAUCAGAAUUUCCAGAUGGUUUUCUAUUUGGAACUUCAACUUCUGCAUAUCAAAUUGAAGGAGGAUAUAUUGAAGAUGGAAAAAGUCUUAGCAAUUGGGAUGUUUAUUCUCAUACAAAUGGUAGCAUAAAAAAUGGAGGAAAUGGAGAUAUAGCUAAUGAUCAUUAUCAUCGUUACCUGGAAGACAUUGACAUAAUGGAGUCUCUUGGAGUAAAUGCCUAUCGAUUUUCCAUUUCUUGGAGUAGAGUUCUACCUAAUGGGAGCUCCGGACCCAUGAAUCCUGCUGGAAUAAAGUUUUACAAUAAUAUCAUUGAUAAUCUCUUACUCAAAGGAAUAACACCAUUUGUGACAAUUCAUCACAAUGACUAUCCUCAAGAACUUGAAGAAAGAUAUGGGGCAUGGCUUAGUUCUUUCAUGCAGGAAGAAUUUGUGCACUUUGCAUCAACAUGUUUUAAGAAUUUUGGGAAUAGAGUGAAGUAUUGGGCUACUAUAAAUGAGCCCAAUUAUUUUUCAGAACUAGCCUAUAUGAAGGGACUAAUUCCACCAGUCCAUUGUUCUCCUCCAUUUGGAAAAUGUUUUUAUGGUAAUUCAGAUAUUGAGCCUUUACUUGUUGUCCACAACUCAAUUUUGGCCCAUGCCAAGGCUGUCAAAAUUUAUCGUGACCAAUUUCAGGUGGAACAACGUGGAAUGAUAGGAAUGGUUGCUAGCGCGUACAUGUAUAAGCCAAUGACGGAUGAUGAAGUUGACAAGAAAGCUGCAACUAGAGCUUUGACGUUUCAUGUGGCUUGGCUUCUUGAUCCUCUAGUACAUGGAGAUUAUCCAAUAGAAAUGCGACAUUAUCAUGGGAGGAAAUUACCAAGAUUUAACUAUGAAGAAACAAUACUUAUAAAAAACAGCAUGGAUUUUAUAGGAAUUAAUCAUUAUUCAACGUUGUUUGUCAAGGAUUGUCUUCAUUCAAAUUGUACGUGCACGCGUGACAAUAAUCCUAUGUGUAGCCAUGGUGAAAAUCGCGCAAUCUUAGGGUUUUUGCUCACUUCUGGACAGAAUAAAGACGGUGAUUUCAUAGGAGAUCCGAUGGGAAUGCCUGGAUUAUAUGUGGUUCCACAAGGCAUGGAGGAGAUUAUUGCUUUUCUUAAGAAGAGAUACAAUAACAUGCCUAUAUUUGUGACUGAAAAUGGGUAUGGUUCAAAUGAUAAUAAUAAAAAAGGAGGAUAUGACUUGGACAAAGACAUUAAUCGAAUUAAAUUUCACAAAGCAUACCUAACAACUUUGGCUCGAUCAAUCAGGAAUGGUGCUGAUGUGCGAGGUUAUUUCAUAUGGAGUUUAACGGAUAAUCUUGAAUGGACUUUUGGUUACACAAUUAAAUUUGGGCUUUAUUAUGUUGAUCCACUUACGUUGGAUCGAAGCCCAAAACUAUCGGCCCAUUGGUAUCAGGAUUUUCUCACCAAUAAUAUACAAGCAAAGAAAUCAAUAUAAUUAAGGAGUUUAAU
Messenger RNA from Solanum stenotomum, 1598 nucleotides. RefSeq names its product beta-glucosidase 18-like. NCBI's taxonomy places the organism in Eukaryota, Viridiplantae, Streptophyta, Magnoliopsida, Solanales, Solanaceae. Gene Ontology annotation, biological process: carbohydrate metabolic process. The record is from RefSeq and is a predicted model, not a curated record. The transcript is spliced from 12 exons. Bases 1 to 1584 code for a protein of 527 amino acids. Gene Ontology annotation, molecular function: beta-glucosidase activity.